AUAUCUCUUCUGUUGUUUCAAUUGAUUACUUGAAUAUAUAUGUAUUUUAAUGCAUUUAAGUAGUUCACAUGUAUAUAAUUGUAUUGAAUUGAAGUAAUGAUUGGUAUCAUUAUAACUCUAUUCCUUCUAAUACAAUCAUGUAAUUCUGGUUCAUCAUCAUCAUCAUCAUCUAAGUGUAAAAAAGAGCAGGGAUCCUUUGCGAAAUUCUGGUCAAUAGUGGAAAUGAUUAUUGGAUUCAUUUGUUCACUAAAUGGAAUAUGGAACACAAUUGAACAUUGGUUAGAAGCAUAUAGGAACGCUAUAAAUGGUACUCCAGCGAAGAGAUAAGACUCAACUAUUCAAACUGAAUUAUGUAAUCAGUUAUAUUUUCAAAUAUAUCAAACAAUGUUUCAAGUUA
Molecule: messenger RNA, 397 nt
Organism: Schistosoma spindalis
Lineage: Eukaryota; Metazoa; Platyhelminthes; Trematoda; Strigeidida; Schistosomatidae
Source: the annotation of a GenBank genome assembly